This is a messenger RNA of Ananas comosus (pineapple), 4214 nucleotides long. Its product is annotated as protein CROWDED NUCLEI 1-like. The record is from RefSeq and is a predicted model, not a curated record. Bases 241 to 3876 code for a protein of 1211 amino acids. The transcript has 8 exons. Gene Ontology annotation, cellular component: nucleus. Lineage: Eukaryota; Viridiplantae; Streptophyta; Magnoliopsida; Poales; Bromeliaceae. Gene Ontology annotation, biological process: nucleus organization.
UUUCCUCUCUUUCCCCUUUUCCUAGGGUUUCCUCUUCCGAUCCCUUGCCCCUUCCCUCCUCCUCCUCCUCCUCCUCUUCCUCCCCGCGAUCUCGUCGCGAAUUAGGGUUUGGAUCCCUCCGGAAGGUCCAAUUCUAGGGCUCCGAAGCGCGAUUCUUCGGGCAAUUCCGGAUCUUGGCGCUGCGGUCGCGGCGUUCUUGGAUGUGGUGGUUGGGGUUUUCUAGGGUUUGAGGCCUCCUCCAUGUUCACGCCGCAGCAGAAGAAGGGGUGGUCGUCGGGGUGGUCCCUGUCGCCGGCGAACCCGCGGGGCUCCGCCGCCGCCGCCCUCGGGAAGGGGAAGGGCGUGGCCGAGGCGGCGCCGCCGCCGCCGCCUCCGCCGCUGCCGGCGCCUCCUCAUGCGUCGCUGGGGGAGAACGGGGUCGAUGGGGAGGCCGAGGUGUGGAGGAGGUUUAGGGAUGCGGGGUUGUUGGACGAGUCGUCGCUCCAGAGGAAGGAUAGGGAGGCUCUCGCCCACAGGAUAUCGGAGCUCGAUAAGGAGCUACAUGAGUAUCAAUAUAACAUGGGACUUCUGUUGAUUGAGAAGAAAGAGUGGACUGCCAAAUAUGAAGAAAUGAGGCAAGGACUUGUGGAGGCAGAGGAGAUACUGAAGCGUGAGCAAACAGCGCAUGCGAUAGCCAUAACAGAAUUGGAAAAGCGUGAGGAAAAUAUUCGAAAAGCCUUGGGCAUCGAGAAGCAGUGUGUUGUUGAUCUUGAAAAGGCUUUACGUGAAAUGAGAUCUGAGAUGGCUGAGGUCAAAUUUACAUCUGAGAAGAAGUUAGCAGAAGCUCAUGCUCUAGAGGCCAGCUUGGAGGAGAAGCGCUUGGAGAUUGAAGCAAAGCUGCAUUCAGCCGAUGCCAGGCUAGCAGAAGCAAGCCGCAAAAGCUCGCAAGCAGCUAGAAAGUUGGAGGAUUUGGAAGCUCGUGAGCGUAAACUUGAGAAGGAGAAGCUGUCUUUUGAUACUGAACGCAAGACACGCGAGAAGCAUCUUACGGAACAAGCAGAACAUUUGCGGGAUUGGGAACUAAAGCUUCAAGAAAGCCAAAAUAGGCUUGUUGAGGGGCAGAGAUCCCUUAAUGAUCGUGAUGAAAGGGCUAAUGAGAAAGAUAGGGCCCUUAAGAAGAAGCAGGAUGAGCUUGAAGAGACCAGGAAAACAAUCGAGGCUAUGAAAAGCUCACUGAAACGAAUGGAGGAUGACAUUAGCACAAGACUUCACGCCUUAACUGCUAAAGAGAAGGAUAUGGAAACUAGGUUUGCAAACUUAGAGGUAAAGGAGAAGGAAUUAGCUGCCAAAGAAGAAAUGCUAAACGAAAGAGAAAGGGUGGGACUUCAGAAGCUUCUAGAUGAUCAUAAUGCGAUAUUAGAAUCGAAGAGGAAAGAGUUUGAUUUAGAACUACAAAAAGAGAAAAUUUCCUUUGACGAAGAGAUGAAAGAGAAAAUAAAUGCUGUGGAAAAGAAAAAUAAUGAAAUCAGCCGGAAAGAAGAUCAGAUUGCUAAAAGAGAGCAUACUUUAGAUAGCAAAAUGCAGAAGCUGAAGGAUAAGGAGAAGGAUCUUGAAGCAAAAUCGAAAGCUAUGAAGAAGUGGGAGGAGUCCGUGAAAGGUGAGGAUAGAAAGGUGGUAGAAGAAAAAGAACGGCUAGAGAGAGAGAAACAACAGUUGGAAAAUUCAAAGUCUGAGCUUGAGAGGUUAAAGGCUUUAGUAGAAGCUGAGAAACAGCAGAUUAUCAAGGAGCGAGAAAACCUUAAACUCACUGAGGAAGAGAGAGAGCAACAUUUCUUGUUAACAUCGCGACUAAAGCAAGAGAUUGAGGAAUACAAAAUGCAUAACGACUCAAUUUCUAGGGAAAGCGAAGAUUUGAGAGAGCAAAGGGAGAAAUUCGAGAAAGAAUGGGAAGUGUUAGAUGAGAAAAGAGUUGCCCUGGAAGCAGAGAUUAAGAAAAUUGAUGAAGAAAGGGAGAAAUUUGAUAAAUGGCGCCACAAUGAAGAGGAAAGGCUGAACAAUAUGGAGCUGGAAAUCGAAGCUAAGUGCUGGAGGGAGUUGGAGGAGCUUAGGCUGCGGAAAGAAGCUUUCGAGAGAGAAAUGCAACAUGAAAAAUCUGAAAUUGAGGAGUUACUUAAGAGGGAGCGUGCUAAUAAUGAUCGUAACCUUCAGUUGCAUAAACAUGAGCUCGACAUGGAAAUGGAAAGAAAGCUAAUUGAGAAGGAAAAGGAGAUGCAAGAAUUAGAGAGUGAGCUAAAAAAGAAAAUCGAUUUCGAAGAAAACAAAAUCAGAUAUGCUAUUGAUUUGAACGAGUCAAAAAUACAGAAGAUAAAGAUGGAGAAGGAGCAAUUAAGGAGGGAAGCAGAAGCACUUUUAGAGGACAAGCAGAAACUUGAAGUAGACAGAACUGAAAUUAAGAAGGAUAUAGAUAGUCUUAGUGUUCUUAGCAGGAAUUUGAAGGAUCGAAGAGAAGAGUAUGUCAAGGAGAGAACGCGUUUCCUUGCUUUAGCUGAGCAGUGCAGGGUUUGCAAGAACUGCGGGGUUAAAGUAAUCGACGACUUAGAUAUUCUUGGUCUACAAGAUACAGGAAAUGUGCAAAUGCCAAACUUGGCUUUUGAGGAGCAGUUAAAAUCUCCAAUUGCUGAAGCAUCUCCUGCGGGUACAAGCUUGAAUACGAACUCAGGUGGCCGCAUGUCGUGGUUACAGAAGUGCUCGCGGUUGUUUAAUUUCUCCCCCACAGGUAAAGGGGCUGAAAAGUCAACUGAGAUUGAGGCAGAGCCCACUUCCUUUGUAGAAAGGCUCGACGGAGAAGUUUCAGAAGGUGAGGCUGAUUAUGAGCCCACUCCCUCCUAUGGAAUUGCAAUUGAUUCUUUGGAUAAAGAUGGGAAUGAGCCAGAACCAGAGCCAUCCUAUGGAGUAGCGGAUAAUUCCACCGAUAUUUUGAGAAUUCAGUCAGAAAAUGGUGGUAACGUUCCCUCUCUUGAUCAAGAUAAUGAGAGGGAGGAAUCUUCUUUACCUGUUGAUAAUAACCAACCCGAGUCAUCAAAACGAAAGGGGGGGCGCCCACCCAAAAGGCGGACCACCUCAAAAGGCGUUAGGAGGACCCGCUCCGUUAAGGCAGUUGUUGAGGAUGCUAAAGCUAUACUUGGGGAGACCUCAGAAGGGAACAAUGAUUAUGGGGAUUCAAAAGGCUUCUCGAAUAUUCAAGAGGAAAGUCAGGAAGAGUCCGUUCACACUGAACUGGGAGCGACUAGUACGGGGAAGAAAAGGCGGUUUGACAAUUUGUCAGGAAUGAAAGCAGCUGAGGGGGAUGCAGAGGACAGUGAAGUCCAUUCUGAGAGUGUUUCUGUUGGUGGUGGGCGACGGAAAAGGCGGCAGACAUCCAGGCCAGCAGUUGCGCAGGUUCCAGGAGAAAAGCGCUACAAUUUCAGGCGCUCAACAAUUGCCGGUGCUGCCACAGCCGCCCAUGCAGUGCCCAAUCAGACCAAAGGACAAAACAAAGGUGGCCACAAGCAAUUACAGGAAAAUGAGGUAGAUAAUAGUCGUGGUGAAGGAGAAGCAACUUCAGAGCGGAAUGUAAAUAUGGCGCAAAGUGUAGUGGAAGUCCACGAGUUUGCCCAGAAUGUCGUGCAGCAGCUGGAAAUAGCCGAAACCCAUACAGUCGAGAGAUUGGCUGUAGACGGAACGGCCGCCACAGCAAUAGAAGCAGAAAUUGAACCUUCAACUCCAGUAGGCAGCGAAUUGGGGAUCGAGCAGGAUGAGGACGAUGAUGAUGAUGAUGAUGAGGACGAGGAUGAAGCCGCUGAGGAGAAGCACAAUGCUUCGAUAGGGAAGAAGCUUUGGACCUUCUUCACAACAUGAUUCUAUAAUUUCUCAUAAACCAUUUCCUCCUUUCCCCUUUCAUAGCCAGAAACUUAUACCCCCCCUCAUGUUGCUGAUAGGGUUUCUGUUUUGUAUUUCAUCAUAUGCUAGAACCUGUUUUUCUCAUGUUGGAAGCUAAGGUUGUGUGUGUACCAGAGGUUAGAUUGUUGAUGCAUGUAUUAUUGGUGUUCCCCCAUUUUCUUUUCUUUCUUUUUUUUUCUCUCUUUUUUUUUUUAAUUUUUCGGCUAGUAUAGCAGUAUGCUCCAAAUUUAAACUGGAUGCUUUUGUACAAUGACAACUCAUCUAAUUGACUUCUCUAGGGUCUUGUUCUUCGAUCG